This is a messenger RNA of Anolis carolinensis (green anole), 4663 nucleotides long. It is a transcript of the gene ppip5k1, whose product is annotated as diphosphoinositol pentakisphosphate kinase 1. Gene Ontology annotation, cellular component: cytosol. The transcript is spliced from 29 exons. Gene Ontology annotation, biological process: inositol metabolic process; inositol phosphate biosynthetic process. NCBI's taxonomy places the organism in Eukaryota, Metazoa, Chordata, Lepidosauria, Squamata, Anolidae. The record is from RefSeq and is a predicted model, not a curated record. Gene Ontology annotation, molecular function: 5-diphosphoinositol pentakisphosphate 1-kinase activity; diphosphoinositol pentakisphosphate kinase activity; inositol hexakisphosphate kinase activity. The coding region runs from base 16 to 4164 and encodes 1382 amino acids.
CCGCGCGCAAAGACGAUGGCCAACCAAGCCCCGCCUCCGCCGCGCGCCCAUUGGCUGCUGGGGCGCGGUAAACACGCCACCAUUGGCCAGUGCCGCCGCCCGUUUAGGCUGAGCCUGAGGGAAAGAAGGAAGGCAGGAAGGAAGGAGGUUCGCCCCCGUCGCCUUCCUCUCAGAGCGGGAUGGUCGGGCCCCCGGCCCGGCAUGUGGUCCCGGGAGGCCGCCCUUGAGGGCCAGGACCCCGCGCCCAGGUUCUUCCUCGGCUCCCGAGAUGAAGAGGCGCCCGCGGGCGGCCUGGGAGCGGGCGUGAGGAUGGACGAGGACGAGGUGGACUUCUUCGAGGACGAGGAGGCCGAGGAGGAGGAAGGCGAGUCGCCUCCGGAGCGCCAGAUCGUGGUGGGCAUCUGCGCCAUGACCAAGAAGUCCAAGUCCAAGCCCAUGACGCAGAUCCUGGAGCGGCUCUGCAAGUUUGAGUUCAUCACGGUGGUGAUCAUGGGGGAAGACGUCAUCCUGAACGAGCCGGUGGAGAACUGGCCGCCCUGCGACUGCCUCAUCUCUUUCCAUUCCAAAGGCUUCCCGCUCGAUAAGGCCGUGGCUUAUGCCAAGCUGCGGAGUCCUUUCCUCAUCAACGAUCUCGAUAUGCAGUAUUUCAUCCAGGACAGGCGGGAGGUCUACCGGAUCCUGCAGGAGGAGGGGAUUGACCUGCCCCGCUAUGCGGUGCUCAACAGGGACCCUGACAAGCCGGAAGAAUGCAACCUGGUGGAGGGGGAGGACCACGUGGAGGUGAACGGGGCUGUCUUCCCCAAGCCCUUCGUGGAGAAGCCGGUCAGUGCAGAAGACCACAACGUCUACAUCUACUACCCCACCUCGGCCGGAGGGGGCAGCCAGCGUCUCUUCCGCAAGAUCGGGAGCCGGAGUAGUGUCUACUCUCCAGAGAGCAACGUGAGGAAAACAGGCUCCUACAUCUACGAGGAGUUCAUGCCAACGGACGGGACGGACGUCAAGGUCUACACGGUGGGGCCGGACUACGCGCAUGCAGAGGCACGGAAGUCCCCAGCGCUGGAUGGGAAAGUGGAGCGGGACAGUGAGGGGAAGGAGAUCCGCUACCCGGUGAUGCUGACAGCCAUUGAGAAGCUGGUGGCCCGAAAGGUCUGCGUAGCGUUCAAGCAAACCGUCUGCGGCUUUGACCUCCUGCGGGCCAAUGGCCACUCCUUCGUCUGUGAUGUCAACGGCUUCAGUUUUGUGAAGAACUCCAUGAAGUAUUACGACGACUGCGCCAAGCUCCUGGGGAACAUCAUAAUGCGUGAGAUGGCUCCCCAGCUGCAGAUUCCCUGGUCAAUCCCCACGGAGGCAGAGGACAUCCCCAUUGUGCCCACAACGUCUGGCACCAUGAUGGAGCUGCGCUGCGUGAUUGCGGUGAUCCGGCAUGGGGACCGUACUCCCAAGCAGAAGAUGAAGAUGGAGGUCAAGCACCCCAGGUUCUUUGCAUUGUUUGAAAAGUACGAGGGCUACAAGACGGGGAAGCUCAAGCUGAAGAAGCCGGAACAGCUCCAGGAAGUGCUGGACAUUGCCCGCCUGCUGGUGCUGGAGGAGGGGGCCCCUGCCUGCAGCCCCGAGGGGGAGGACCAGCAGAAGUCCAAGCUGGAGCAGCUGAAGACCGUCCUGGAGAUGUAUGGACACUUCUCUGGUAUCAACCGCAAAGUGCAGCUGACCUACUUGCCUCACGGGCGGCCCAAGGCCUCCAGCGAAGAGGAAGAUGCCCGCAGAGACCCCUCUCCGUCGCUGCUGCUGGUGCUGAAGUGGGGGGGCGAGCUGACUCCAGCCGGAAGGGUCCAGGCGGAGGAGCUGGGGAGGGCCUUCCGCUGCAUGUACCCGGGAGGACAAGGGGACUAUGCAGGCUUCCCAGGGUGUGGCCUGCUCCGCCUGCACAGCACUUACCGGCAUGACCUCAAGAUCUACGCCUCCGACGAGGGACGGGUCCAGAUGACAGCUGCGGCUUUUGCUAAGGGCCUCCUAGCGCUGGAGGGGGAGCUCACCCCGAUCCUGGUGCAGAUGGUGAAGAGCGCCAACAUGAACGGACUCCUGGACAGCGACAGCGACUCCCUCAGCAGCUGCCAGCACCGGGUGAAGGCCCGCCUUCGGGAGAUCAUGCAGAAGGAUGCCGCCUUCAGCCAGGAGGACUACCAGAAGCUGGCUCCAACGGGCAGCGUCUCGCUCACAAAGUCCAUGGACAUCAUCCAGAAUCCUGUGGAGAUCUGCGACCGGGUCUUUGAGUUGAUCGAGAGCCUCACCGCCCAGAUCCAGAAGCGGAUGGAGGACCCCAAGUUUGCUGACCUGCAGCUUUACCACAGCGAGACAUUAGAGCUGAUGCUUCAGCGCUGGAAGAAGCUAGAGCAGGACUUCCGCCUGAAGAACCGGCGCUACGACAUCAGCAAGAUCCCCGACAUCUAUGACUGCGUCAAAUAUGAUGUGCAGCACAACACGGUCCUGCCGCUGGAGGGCACCGCGGAGCUGCUCCGCCUCUCCAAGGCCCUGGCCGAUGUCAUCAUCCCACAGGAGUAUGGCAUCAGCGAGCAGGAGAAGCUGGAGAUUGGCAUAGGCUUCUGCCUGCCACUCAUCCGGAAGAUCCAGCUGGACCUUCAAAGGACCCACGAGGACGAAUCCGUCAACAAGCUGCACCCACUGUAUUCGCGGGGGGUUCUGUCUCCUGGACGCCACGUCCGGACGCGUCUGUACUUCACCAGCGAGAGCCAUGUCCACUCUCUGCUCAGCAUCUUCCGCUACGGGGGCCUCCUGGACGAGUCCAAAGACCCGCAGUGGAAGAGGGCCAUGGAUUACCUCAGUGCCAUUUCGGAGCUGAACUACAUGACCCAGAUUGUGGUGAUGCUCUAUGAGGACAACAAUAAGGAUCCUUCCUCUGAGGAGAGGUUCCAUGUGGAGCUGCAUUUCAGCCCCGGAGUCAAAGGCUGCGAGGGGGAUGGCAGCGCCCCAGCCGGGUCCGGCUUCCGUCCAGCGUCGGCAGAGAAGGAGGUCAAGAGGCCGGAUCUCGGGGGCAGCCAGGAAGAUGUGGCCAAGGGCGUCGAUGACGAGACUGACCGUGUGCACCACCUGGCCUCCGCGUCUCCGGAGCCCAGCGCUUUCCUCCUGCGAAGGUCCCCUCUGAUCCGGAACCGCAAGACCGGCUCCAUGGAGGUUCUGUCAGAGUCCUCUUCCAAAGCUGCCGGCUACCGCCUCUUCUCCUACUCCAGGCAUUCCUCCGAAGUCAAGCAGAGCGGAUUGGGGUCGCAGUGCUCGGGCCUCUUCAGCACCACGGUCCUGGGGGGCUCCUCCAGCGCCCCCAACCUGCAGGACUACGCUCGCAGCCACGGCAAGAAGUUCGGCCCUGGUUUCUUCUGCAGAGACGAGCUCUUGUCUAUGCCAGCCGUAAAGCGGUUUUCUGUGUCAUUUGCAAAGCAUCCAACUAAUGGCUUCGAGGGCUGCUCCCUGGUGCCCAGCAUCUACCCGCUAGAGACCCUGCACAACUCGCUCUCCUUGCGCCAGGUGAACAACUUCCUCACUGCUCUCCUCCGGAGCUGCAGCGCCGGACAACAGCAAGGAACCCCUGCAGCUCACUUUGACACGCUGGCAGAGAAGCAGGUGCCCAGCGGUGGAGGCAACGGUGGAGGUGGAGGCGAUGGCGGUGGCUCCCUCCCGCAGCACGUCCUGCCCUCUCUGCCCUUGCGGAUGCCCCCCUCCGAAAAGCCCCCCUGGUCCAGCAGCGGCCCCUCCAGCACCGUCUCCAGUGCCGGCCCCUCCUCGCCCACCUCCCUGGAGAGUGGCGGCCCUCCUCGUGGCAGCAGCGUGGGCUGCUUUGGCUUCCCGGAGAAGGCUCUCCUCAACGGUGCAACCCUGCAACAGCCCUGCGAUCUGCUGCCCCGAGGCCAGGAAGAGCCAGUCGUGCCGGUCAGCGAGGCUGAGACGGAGGGAGGGCCGAGGGACGGAGAGGGUCCUCCUCCUUCCCCGCCAGAGCAGAGGGACCGUGGGACGGGUGAAGGGGAGGAGCUGAGCCAGGGGCAGGGGGAGGCCUCGUGGGCCGAUGGCACCGGGGCAGCGUUGGAAGAGCAGGGGGUCUCUGUGGGGGAGGCCGGGCCCAGCCCUCUUCUGUCCCCCAUCAGGGACGGCCCUUAGGGUGCUGUGACCGAGAGGCCGAGAUGGCAGCCUCCGCCCUACCAGCCCCGUCCCAGGCUCUGCCCCACCCCCGGACCCCCAGAAGGGCUGCCGGCCAGAUGUCACAAAGUGGGGAGGAGGUGGUCCCAGGGGGCAUCUGCUGCUUCUGGCCCUUGAUUUCCAAAGUGCCACCCCCUCACCACUCCUCAGAAGGGGCCUUGAAGUGACACUCCAAGUGAAAGGCAUGGGGUGGGACAAGGUGGGGACAAGGCCCAGCUUUCUCCGAAAUGGGGAAGACACGCGUGAUGCCAAAUGGUGUACAGUACAGAGCAAAAUAUUUAAUAUAUUGAUGUUCUCAGAGAGACACGGGGGGAGCGGGGGCUCCUCCUUCGUUCGGGACAGGGAUGCGCCUGGAGAUGCCUCUGUCUGUCCGUCCGUCCGUCCGUGUCUGUCCUUCCUUACAAAUUGUGGAAUCCCUUUCCCUCCUGAACGUCUUCUGCAGUAAAAUGCUGAGACUCUG